UAAAUGGCGGACGAAGAAGAUCCUUGGGGGUUCGAUGAUGGUGAAGAUGCUGAACCUGCAAGUCAACCUGCUGCUGCUAUUGAAGUUAUACCAUCAAAGCCUGAAAGUGUAAUCUCUGAACAUAAAUCGGAAAUAUCCCAGCAAAUGGAGCUUGGGUUGAAACAAGAAAAUGUAGUACAGACCGAUCUUGAUGUUAAGGCACCUCCACCUCCACCAGAAGUUGAUGGCUACAGGAAACCAGUUCAACUAUAUCGACAUUGGGUCAGACCCAAAUUUCUUCAGUACAAAUAUAUGUACAAUUAUAGAACUAAUUAUUACGACGAUGUAAUAGAUUAUUUGGAUAAAAAACAGGUUGGUGAAGCUCAGACAUGUGCAGAAAGGGUUCUCCGGACACGCAACAUUAAGUGA
Molecule: messenger RNA, 408 nt
Organism: Drosophila busckii
Lineage: Eukaryota; Metazoa; Arthropoda; Insecta; Diptera; Drosophilidae
Product: flightin-like
Source: RefSeq, a predicted model, not a curated record